AUGUUGAUUCCACCAAACUAUUACCAGGUUGAUUUCACCACUCUGGUACUGUGUGUUGAUUCCACCAUUCUAGUACUGUGUGUUGAUUCCACCAUUCUAGUAUUGUGUGUUGAUAUCACCAUUCUGGUACUGUGUGUUGAUUUCACCAUUCUGGUACUGUGUGGUGAUUCUACCAUUUUGGUACUGUGUGUUGAUUCCACCAUUCUGGCACUGUGUGUUGAUUUCACCAUUCUGGUUCUCUGUGUUGAUUCCACCAUUCUGGUACUGUGUGUUGAUUCCACCAUUCUGCUACUGUGUGUUGAUUCCACCAUUCUGCUACUGUGUGUUGAUUCCACCAUUCUGCUACUGUGUGUUGAUUUCACCAUUCUGAUACUGUGUGUUGAUUUCACCAUUCUGAUACUGUGUGUUGAUUCCACCAUUCUGCUACUGUGUGUUGAUUUCACCAUUCUGAUACUGUGUGUUGAUUUCACCAUUCUGAUACUGUGUGUUGAUUUCACCAGUCUGUAA
This is a messenger RNA of Lottia gigantea (owl limpet), 507 nucleotides long. RefSeq lists its product as hypothetical. The record is from RefSeq and is a predicted model, not a curated record. The transcript has a single exon. Lineage: Eukaryota; Metazoa; Mollusca; Gastropoda; Lottiidae. Bases 1 to 507 code for a protein of 168 amino acids.